Melanotaenia boesemani (Boeseman's rainbowfish) is the source of this 3777-nucleotide messenger RNA. Its product is annotated as phospholipid phosphatase 3-like. The transcript is spliced from 6 exons. Lineage: Eukaryota; Metazoa; Chordata; Actinopteri; Atheriniformes; Melanotaeniidae. Gene Ontology annotation, biological process: signal transduction; phospholipid dephosphorylation; phospholipid metabolic process. The record is from RefSeq and is a predicted model, not a curated record. The coding region runs from base 277 to 1263 and encodes 328 amino acids. Gene Ontology annotation, molecular function: phosphatidate phosphatase activity.
GUGUGUUUCGCAAACAUCCCAUAUCUUGAAGGUGACGAAUAUGCUGCAACAAGUCAAGACGAGCCUUGUGGACUCCACUGACACAAAAUGAGUAAAAACGAGUAACUCUGACGGCGCAGCAACACGUCAACAGGUGCCUUCGGGAGUGUUUUUAAUGCGCUGCCACGCUGUGAAUGUACACUUCCAGUACCCGUUCGGCACUCAAGAGGAGUUCACUGCCAAGUUUCCGAUGCCUAAUAGUUUUUCAUUCUGAGCUUCAACCCGCAGCCAGUCGUCAUGUUUGAUAGUUUUGGGACUCAGAGAGCCGGUGUGCCCGUUCCGUGCGCGGAUCUCCAGCUCAAACUUACAGACAACAAGAGCAGCCUGGCCGCAGCAGGGAUGGGGAUGGAGAAUGACAGUGGGAAGAAACUGUUAGAAAUAAGUGGUCCUGCGUUAUCCAAAAGAAAACUCCUGGUCGGCUUAGACCUCCUCUGCCUCUUCCUAGCAUCUAUCCCUUUCUUUGCAUGUGAGCUGAAGGCUGUGAGUCCUUACAGAAGGGGCUUCAUAUGUGGGGACUCAAGCAUCACUUAUCCAUAUCUGCACAGUGAAGCCAUACCAGAUGAAUUACUUAUCGCCGGGGGAAUCGUCAUUGCUGGCCUCACAAUCGCCCUCGGGGAGUGUUACCGGGUACGCUUCCGAAGCGUCAGCUCUAAGGCUUUUGUCAGGAACCUAUAUGUGUCCUGUCUGUACAAGGAGCUGGGCUGCUUCCUGUUUGGUUGCUGUAUUGGCCAGUCUUUGACCAACAUGGCCAAGCUCAGUGUGGGACGGCUGAGACCGCACUUCCUGUCUGUGUGUGGCAUCACCUAUGCAUCACUCAACUGCACACCUGGAACCUAUGUUGCAGCAGUGACCUGUCACCAGACAGACCACCGAUUAGAGGAGGAGGCCAGGAAGUCCUUCUUCUCUGGCCAUGCCUCUUUUGCUAUGUACACAAUGCUCUAUUUAGCGUUUUACUUGCAGGCCCGGUUGACAUGGCGUGGGGCUCGGCUUCUGAAACCGGUGCUGCAGUUUUUUCUGGUCCUGCUGGCAAUCUACACCGGUCUGACCCGCAUCUCAGAUUACAGGCACCACCCAUCCGAUGUGUUAACAGGCUACAUACAGGGAGCUCUCACUGCCUACUGGGUGGCCUUCCACAUCUCAUCAAUGUUUAAAAGCUCCAGGUCAGAUUUGUCUCCAACUGAAACCCCGGACAGCCUCUCGCCACCCCACCAUACUGUCUGCUAGACCUCACCCCCUCCCACCAAUGUCCACCUGCUACCUGAAUCUGGUUUGGAUUUAGAAAAAAUCUGAAGAAUGUGAGGCCAUUUCCUGUGAAAGCAAAUAUCAUACCUCAGUAUUUUUAAUGUGGGAGAAAGUGGGAGAGUAAAGUUUGUGAGAAAAUGUUUGCAGCUCAAAAGAGAAAAACUUUACAAACUGGGAUUGUUGAAAGAAAGAAAAAGAGAAGCGACUGAAAACUCAGCUUAUGUGUAGUAUAAGCAGCCUGAGCAUUUCAACCUUUGUACUUCUGACUCUUAUCAGUGAGACUGAACACAGCAACCACUAUCAUGUAAAUACAUAUUUUUUACAACUCAAAUGUUACUGUAAAAGCACUUUUCAUUUUCAUGUUAGUAUUGUGAAUAACUACUCUGUUAUGUUUAGGAUGUAAUGUAUUUUCUAUAAAACUGAAUACAUUGUGUAGUAGGUUUUUUUGUUUGUUUGUUUUUUUGUUUGUUUUUUUUACAUAAACUUGUUGAAUGUUGUUGAAGGAGAACACAAAUAUGUUAGCAUGUAAGAAACUGAAAUUCUUAAUGUGUUGCACGAAUAGAUGUGAUAGGAUGUGUCUGUCUAUCUGUGUACAUGGGACCAUGUAGUUGAGGGUAUGACUAAAAAAUGUAUAAACAAGUAUAAUUAAAGGAAAGAUAUGGAUGCUACUAGUUCUGAAUCUUUUCUUAUAAUUAUGUGUAGGCUUUUUAUCUUUUUAGUUGGUUUGUUUUGAAUACAGAUAAAGUCAUUAUAAUGGUUUUCUGUCUGUGAUUCUGAUGCCCCCACCAAGGAUGAAACCAGAGGGGUGGCCCUGGAGGGACACUGGCCAUCUUAGGUGUCACCCUAGAAAACAGACAGUUGAAUUGUACCAAGUAUUCAGUCUAAACUGAUGUUUCCCUAGGUACACAUCAAGUGUUAACAUGCAAUGUACUUCUAUGUAAUGUUCUAUUAUGUUGUUUUACAUCAACACUACCAUGUUCUUGAUCUUAAUGCAGCAUUUAUACAGCAUCAUCUUGCAGUUGCCUACAUGAGUGUUAAUGUUGGUCUGUAAAAACUGUGUACAUCUUAUGAAGAGAAUGUAAAAGCCAUAAAACUAUCAUUUGUGGCAACAGGAUAAGGAGCCAAGAAUGCUGAAGAAACAUUGAAAAACUUUGCUUAUUAUGCAGCAGUGAUUAAAGUUAUACAGUUCAGGAUCAUCCUAUGGAAGAAAUUGUUGAUGAAAAAAUAUAAGACUGUUUAUACAAUUUUUUUUUUACAUUAGAUUACCAUAUUAGUUGUAAUACUCACUUCAUUAUUUACUAAAAUCUAGAUUAAAAAAAAAAAAAUUAAAGUGUCAUUUCUGCCACUGUUUACCUAGUCUGUGCCCCUGCCUGGUCCCCUCUUAAAAAUGUUCCAGACCCACCCCUGCCCCCUAUUGCCUAAUAUAAUAGACUACAACUGUACAUUUAUAAAAAAAAAUAUAAAAAAUCCUAUUAGCAAGGUUAGCACCAGACCUACAUUCACUAAGUCAGCCAAUACCAUGUAAACAUAGGGUACGUCGGUGCAUUUCAAUGUUCUAUUCUACAGUCAUUUUAAUCUACAGUAAUCUAGCAAACGCUUUUAUCCAAAGCGACUUACAUCUGAGAGGAAGAACAACAUAAGCAAGAAUUCAAACAAGAUGAGACAUCAUAACUAAGUGGUAGUCAGUCUGCUGUGAGUCCAGUUGGACCUCAGUGCUGUCAUGUUAACCAAGGAGAUAGGAUCACAUGAAUCAAAACCGAUUUCAGUCCACAAAUAAAGUUAAAGAAUUGACCUAUCCUAUUACAGUCUUGUCUGGCAUGUGAAUGGUUUUACCUUUCUAGUGUGAAGAGUUGUACACAUUUUUAGUAUCAAAAACUAUUUAGGUUUUGUUCUUAUUGUUUUGUUCUUUUUAACACUGAUAAACACUUGGCUAAAGGGGUAGUGGGGAGGACACCAAAGGAAAAAAGGGAGAGAGAGGGAGCGAUAAAGGAGAGAAAGACAGUUAAACAGACCCUGCAGAAGUGAUGUUGUUACUGAUGUAUAGAUGUAUAAGAAAAUGACCUAGCUGGUUGGGGUUCAGGUCAUUUUCUUGAUUUGUAUUUUUCUGGAAGUUUAAUUCUUGUAAUGUAUAUUAAAUUUGACAAUGUCUAGACACCAGACUACACACUACCUGCCCUUGUGAAAACCAAAUGAAUCUAACAGAAAUGUCUUUAUGGUGACAACAAAGAUAAAAAUGCAAAAAGUACAAUAUUUGGUUGAACUGUUAAAACAGAUUUUUGUAAGAUUUUACCAUCGAACCUAGUAGCUGGUUGAAAGGCUUCAAGAAUUAGCCACUUAAACAGGAAGCAAAAAAAAAAAAGUACAUCUUCAACUUUUAUCAGUUGUAUUCUCAAUGUUUUUCUGUGAAAAUGUAAAAAUGAGUCAAAUUGUUGAAAAAAAUUGUUUAUUUGAUUAAGAGAAAUCAUACAUUCUUUUUCCCAUGCCACUUGAAUCAUA